AUGGUAAAAUUAGGAUUAAAAGAGUUUGCAGAGGCCACACGGCGAAUGGUACAACUUAGCGGUGUGAAGAAGUCACGUCUGAUGUUAAGAGUACGCCCCAACAAGAGCCAAAAGACAUUUAUAUUAAAAUCCACAGAUGGACGAACCACGUUAACUACACAGAUUGCUCAUCAAGGGGAAUUAAAGAUGGUGGAGGGAAUUGUAAAUGACUUUGUCUCGCAAUGUACCGCCGCAUUAGUUCCACCCGCACCAAAAACAAAUAAUAAUGAUAAUAAUAAUAAUAAUAAUAAUAAUAAUGAUAAUAAUAAUAAUAAUAAUAAUAAUAAUAAUGAUAAUAAUAAUAAAGGUGGAGGGAAGUCGGGAGGGAAAGCGGCUGGGGGUUCAAAUACCAAUCAACAGCAACAACAACAACAGGGGAAUAAGAAAAAGAAAGGUGGUCGACGAUAA
This is a messenger RNA of Trypanosoma theileri, 447 nucleotides long. RefSeq lists its product as uncharacterized. NCBI's taxonomy places the organism in Eukaryota, Euglenozoa, Kinetoplastea, Trypanosomatida, Trypanosomatidae. The record is from RefSeq and is a predicted model, not a curated record. The coding region runs from base 1 to 447 and encodes 148 amino acids. The transcript has a single exon.